CCCCAGACAGAAGGCAAAACAAACGUCCCCCGCUCCAGCAAUAUUAAACGUGUAAAAAAAACUGCUACUGCUGCUGCUGCUGGACAAUGACAGAGAAAACCCCUGCCAUGAUGGACUACAGCUUGGGCAUGGCCAUGCGCCACCUGUCCACGUCGCUGUGUCCGUGCAGAAAGUGCAGGGAGCGGCGCAUGCAUCGGGGCAGAGCGCAGGCGGGCAGCGGACGAAGCAGCCCCGAGGAGCGUGAGUACGGCUGCAGGCACACGAGCUUCAGCAGCCUGCCGUUGUGCAGUCUAAUGCCUGAGGUGCCGGACGACAUUGGCUUCGGUUUCAGAGAGCUCAACUUCAGAGCCACAGAGAGUAGAAUCGCUUCCGCCGGCAGCCUAAUGAUUGGAGGUAGCAGCAGCUUUCUAGGUGGCCGGAGUUUCGUACAGUUUGAUGAUGUCCUAGCUGCUGGCAACAACAGCAACAACAACAGCAACAACAACAACAACAACAACAACACGCUUCGCGGACCCGUGGGCAUUGAUUUCUUUAAAAACGAAACCAUCAACCUCGCCCUCACCUUACUCAUUGAGAUUUUUGGCGUACUUGUUUUCUUUGCUGUCUGCACAAUCAGCUUCUGGAUCACAUUGGGCUAUUAUGUUGUGAAGCUAUUGGUGGACUUGAAGAAUGCAGACAAGCGCGUGAAGACGGCAGUGGCCAUAGUAGUUGGCCUCCUAAUGAUUGCCUUUCUGGUGACGCUGGUCACGAAUCGUGAGGGUGGCUUCUGCUGCCGUGGCAGGAGUCGUGCCAAGGCCAGGAGCAGGUGGAGCCUCAACUGUUGUCCCCGGCUCAGGGGUUUGCUCAAUGUCAAAGCAAAGGUUGUGGCAGUGCCGGCAUGCCCCAAGCUAAAGCCACCAGCAUGUCCAGCAUGUCCAGCAGCGUCGCCAAAGACCACCAGCGUCCGCCAGCCAAAGGUGUGCAAACAAAAGGUGAAAUCAGUGCCAAUCAAGAGCGACAGGAAGCCCAUCAAAUGCUGGCUGGGCAAAUGCAACAUCGAGCCAACCUCAGGGCCAACAAAAGCUCGCUACACGGACAAGCAGGUACGAGCCAUUUACACAAACUCCAAGCGGUAUGCCAUACCCUGUGAGAUGAAGCAGCCGCCGAUGGUGGUUGUCUGGAUACGGGAACUAAUUGCACGCCUCAUGGGCUAAUAACAACAGGGAUCGCAGGUUUCACGGAAGCAAACGGAACAAAUCAAAAUUUUUAAG
Drosophila subobscura is the source of this 1250-nucleotide messenger RNA. RefSeq lists its product as uncharacterized. NCBI's taxonomy places the organism in Eukaryota, Metazoa, Arthropoda, Insecta, Diptera, Drosophilidae. Bases 87 to 1193 code for a protein of 368 amino acids. The transcript has 2 exons. The record is from RefSeq and is a predicted model, not a curated record.